GACAAAAUAGAAAAUUGCCUAAAAAGUCUAAGUUCUUGAAAAUACAGGGAUAUUGUCAUCAUUAUCAUUAUUAUAUAUAAUAAUUGGGAUCUGGGUCUGUUCACUCUUUUGCUGACCAAGUGUAAAGGUUAAUGCAGUGAUUCAAAGCUGAAAAAGAAGUUUCAUUUGCCUAUCUACAUCGAUCUUUGAAAAAUUCUUCAAGAGUUUAUACCGUUAUGUACAGAUCAUUUGUCACUUGUGAUGAUCCCAAAGGGGUUAUUGAAGGUAAGACAAUUAAAAAAUCCAAGAUUGACCCUCGAAAUAUCGAAGGUCAUAAGGUUGAAAAACAAAAGGAUUCAAAGGAUGUUGCAAAAGACUUGUUGAAAGGAGCUUUUAAUUUACAAGAGUCUUUAGUGAUGCUGGGAAAAUUGCAAGAAGCUUCAGAGUAUAUGACAAAGUUGAGGACCAAAUCCGAACGUGUUGCAGAUCACAGGUAUAAUAAGUUGGAGUUUGAAAAGCCGAGACUUUCUGUUGAUCGUUCUCGCGAUUGUUAUGAUGAGCUAAGGGAAGUAAUAAGAGAUAGCCUUGCUAGGCAAAAUCUGUUGCCACCAUGUUGUGCUUCAGAAAAGGCUCGUAUCGAUAGAAGAAAAGUAGAUGUGUCUCAAGAUUUCCCCUCUACUAGCUUCACUAGCACGAGUGAGUCGUCGAUAGAAAAGGCUCGUGUUGUUGAUGGGAGAAAACUGGUUAUGUCACCCGAGUUCCCGUCCAGUAGCUCAAGCCAAUUUGCUUCUUUUGCCUGUUCUCCAGCCAAGAUUCAAAAGGAGAAGCCGAAAGUGCCAAAUUUGAUUGCAAGGCUAAUGGGACUUGAAGAGAUUCCUUCGACACCCUUGCAUCAGAAACAAUUAGAGAAGGACAAGAUUUUUAAGCAGAGAAGGCCUAUAUUUGAAAUAGAUUUACCAAAAGCAAAGAGGCUGGCCGAGGCAGAUCCAAAACAGAGAACAUUGGACGGAAUAAUUGAAACCAUGCAAUUCAAAGGCCUUUUGAAAUGCAAAUCUAGUGAUGUGAUCUCUCAUCAAUCUAGUGUUUCUCAUUUCAUGAAGAAUUCUGCUGAUGAUGCUCCAUCUAUUGUGAUCAUGAAGCCCAUGUACGCUCCUGAAUUUCAGGCAGAACGGUUUUCUACUUCCAUCGGUGAUGAAAAUCCUUCAGAUACUAAAGAUUCAUUUGGAAAAUGGAACUUAAAUGAAGAGAAUUUACCUGUGAAUUUCACUAUGUACCGAAAAUUGCAUACACGAAAAGUUGAUAAGUCUAGCUUUAGCCGAGAAAAAGGAUCCAACGACCAUCGUGUAGCACCUGCAGGUCAGAAGGCUAUUGAAGUUUCCAUUCAAGGAAAACUUCCUUCUACAAAGAAUAGAGCUUCUUGUGCUGGAAAGAUUAAGCAAACAAAGAAAGAAGUGAUAGAAAAAAGGGUUGAGAGAACUCAACGAGCUCCUGGUGCGAAGAAAUCUGUAGAAAUGAAAAAUGCUGAACUCAAUGACACCACUAAAUCUCAGGGUCAAAGUAAGAGGACCACUGCUAAAGUGAGGAAACCUGAGAAAAAGUCGAAUGCACCAGAAAAAGUUGCUGCAACUUCAAAUAGCAAUAUCUCAAAGAGCAUCACAGCCGUUGCAUCUCAUAACUCCACAAAAAGGAAAAAGAAUGUCAAAACUGACAAGUCAGUCAGGAGUUCCUCCAUUGUUCCUAUGAUGCAGGUUGAGAAUAUGGAACAACAGGAUGACAACAUCCACAUUGUGCACACAGUUCAACGAGACAGUGAUAUAACCAUCACUGAAGUUACAUCCUCAGAAGGGCUUCCCUGUGAAGAAGUGAAAGAAAUCAUUGAAAGUGUUGCCAGUGAUAAUCUUAAGAAUGAUGAAAGUUCCGCUGCUGAAUCUGCCAUGCCAUCUAUCCAGUGUGUCAAUGACAUCCCACUAAUGGAGCACAUUAGCUAUCAAGUCAAUCUAGAUUCAACUGAAAAUGAAAACCUCAAAUCUAGAGCCACUACAAGACACAUACUGUUGAGCAGCGAAUCAUUCCUCAGUCGAGCAGAGGAGCUUUUCGAUACUGAUGCAUGGGAACCGACAUUAUGGCAGACAAUUAGUCUAGACAAUGAAAUUUCUAACAGCAAACUUGUACUGGAAUGUGCAAAUGAAUUGCUAGAAAACAAAAGGUCUCAGCACGCCCUGGAAAUAUCAAAAAACCCCGUUAACGAGUCAAGAGUCUCCAUCUCCUUCGACAAGUUGGUGACUGAAAUAUGUGACUCGAUUGAUGUCUUCAAAAAUUACACUAAGGUUGAUGGAAAUAGCCUUUCAGUCGAUACUCUUUAUGCCUUGCAUGAAAGAGAUAUAUGGUGCAAUGGAAUGGUUAGUACAACAUGGGAUCUUGGUUGGAGAAAUGCAUUUACUUUGGAUGAAGUUGAACAAAUUGUGACCUACAUUGAGAAGCAUCUUUUGAACGGAAUUAUUGACGUUGUAAUUACGGAGUCCACACUAUAGUUAUUGCAUAUAUUCAACGGCGGAUCCACAAUUUGAAAUUUAUGGGCUUUGAUGACCAUUUCUCGAUACAUAUAAAGGAUCAGGGUCAAACCUACUGAGUUUUGCCGAACCCGCAACGUGUAUAUUGUGGCUUUGCCACUGUAUAUAUUCAGAUUGACUUACAUAAUGUGUAAGAAAAAAAAAAAAAAAAAAACUCUUAUAAGUACAAAAUUACAGAAUAACACAAAGCUGAAUGGCUCUAAUAUUAUUGUUGCUGAUUGCUGAAUAGAUCUUCAGGAUUGUACAUUUAUUGCUGACAAAGGAAUACACUGAAGUCAUUUUUUACGUCAUUUAUUUGAUUGCAAAUUCAAAGCUUGAUUCAGUAGAAUAUACAGAACAUUUAUAAACUU
Messenger RNA from Lycium barbarum (goji berry), 2899 nucleotides. RefSeq lists its product as uncharacterized. The record is from RefSeq and is a predicted model, not a curated record. The coding region runs from base 216 to 2510 and encodes 764 amino acids. Lineage: Eukaryota; Viridiplantae; Streptophyta; Magnoliopsida; Solanales; Solanaceae. The transcript is spliced from 5 exons.